AACCAUAAAAACCCCCACUCGGGAAAAAAAAAAAGGAAACAAAAUAAGAAGGAAAGGAAAAAAACAAGAACGGAAAGAAAAUUUUCAGUCCGCGUUUCUCCUCUAUUUAACGCGUUAACGCCGCGUACUUCCGCAAUUUCUCCCAUCAAAAUCCCUAAUUUUCUCUCAUUUCCAUUCUCGACCUCAAUCGAGAAGAAAGAUGACGACGAUGCUACGAUCGUGCUUUCGUCCGUUAGAGCGAUGCUUCGGCCGCCUCGGCACCGGCGACGGCCUCUUAUGGCACCUCGACCUGAAGCCCCAUUCCUCCGGCGAGUUCUCGAUCGCUGUCGUUCAAGCGAAUUCAUCGUUGGAGGAUCAAGGCCAGGUCUUGACCUCGCCGUCGACGACCUACGUCGGCGUCUAUGAUGGCCAUGGCGGACCUGAGGCCUCUCGCUUCGUCAACAGCCGCCUCUUCCCUCAUCUCCACAAAUUCGCAUCGGAGCAGGGUGGACUGUCGACGGAGGUUAUAAAGAAGGCGUUUGAUGCGACGGAGGAGGAGUUCUUGCAUUUGGUGAAGCACUCGUGGGUGUCGCGGCCGCAGAUUGCUUCGGCAGGGUCGUGCUGCUUGGUGGGGGCGAUCACUGAGGAUGUGAUUUACGUGGCCAAUUUGGGGGAUUCGAGGGCGGUGCUGGGGCGGAAAGGGGCUGAUGGGAGAGCUGUUGCCGAGAGAUUGACGAACGACCAUAACGUCGCAGUUGAGGAAGUGAGGAAGGAGCUUGCGGAGAACCAUCCGGACGAUUCGCAUAUUGUUGUGUAUAAUCGAGGAGUUUGGAGGAUCAAAGGGAUCAUCCAGGUAUCAAGGUCUAUUGGUGAUGUCUACUUGAAGAAACCCGAUUUCAGUAGAGACCCAUUAUUCCAGCAAUUUGUUUCUCCUGUCCCAUUGAAGCGAGCUGUUAUAACUGCAGAGCCCUCAAUUCGAACGAGAAAGCUCAAGCCAAAUGACUUGUUUGUGAUUUUUGCAUCAGAUGGCCUCUGGGAGCAGUUAACCGAUGAAGCUGCUGUUGAGAUAGUAUUCAAGAACCCGAGAGCAGGAAUUGCGAAGAGAUUGGUAAGGGAAGCCCUGAAUGAAGCUGCAAAGAAAAGGGAGAUGAGAUAUAGUGACAUAAAAAAGAUAGAAAAGGGAAUAAGAAGACACUUCCAUGAUGAUAUAACAUGCAUUGUGAUUUAUCUCGAUCAACAUCGCCAAGGGAAGCGAAAUAAAGCCGAUGGAAAUAGUUAUGACUACACCAGUGCUCCUGUCGAUAUUUUCUCCUUCAAUUCCGAUGAGUCUGAGGCUCCUCUUCAUCCUGUGAAGUGAACUAUGAGGUUGUCAUAUAAAUGAUAUAUAUUAUACAUAGGUUUAUCUAACGGAAAAAGUGAUUGGAGAAAUUGGGCUUAGAAUAAAACUUAAGAGGAGAUGUACAUAACAUGACUUUUGAGGGUCUGUUUAUAUGUUGGCUCGCAAAUUUUGGAUAUUUAUGGGGACUUCUGCUUUUGCUGAUUUA
Asparagus officinalis (garden asparagus) is the source of this 1523-nucleotide messenger RNA. RefSeq names its product probable protein phosphatase 2C 78. Gene Ontology annotation, biological process: protein dephosphorylation. Bases 200 to 1336 code for a protein of 378 amino acids. Lineage: Eukaryota; Viridiplantae; Streptophyta; Magnoliopsida; Asparagales; Asparagaceae. The transcript has 4 exons. The record is from RefSeq and is a predicted model, not a curated record. Gene Ontology annotation, molecular function: protein serine/threonine phosphatase activity; cation binding.